Messenger RNA from Carlito syrichta (Philippine tarsier), 2616 nucleotides. It is a transcript of the gene UVSSA, whose product is annotated as UV stimulated scaffold protein A. The transcript has 13 exons. The coding region runs from base 1 to 2136 and encodes 711 amino acids. Gene Ontology annotation, biological process: response to UV; transcription-coupled nucleotide-excision repair. Gene Ontology annotation, cellular component: chromosome. NCBI's taxonomy places the organism in Eukaryota, Metazoa, Chordata, Mammalia, Primates, Tarsiidae. Gene Ontology annotation, molecular function: RNA polymerase II complex binding. The record is from RefSeq and is a predicted model, not a curated record.
AUGGAUCAAAAACUUUCAGAGUUGAUAGAAGAGCUCACAACUUCGGGAGAGCCCCAACUGAAUCCUGAGAAAAUAAAGGAGCUGAAGAAAAUUUGCAAGUCUUCUGAGGAGCAGCUCAGCCACGCCUACCGCCUGCUGAUGUCACAGCUGUCCCGGGAGCAUGCCGAGAUCCGCCUCUCAGCCUUCCAGAUUGUGGACACGCUCUUCACCAGGUCUCACCAGUUCAGGAUGCUGGUUGUUUCCGACUUCCAGGAAUUCCUGGAGCUCACACUAGGCACAGACCACGAGCAGCCCCUCCCGCCCCCCAGGGAGGUGGCCCAGAAGCUGAGGCAGGCAGCCAUCCAGGCUGUGGAAGGCUGGAAUGAGAAAUUCGGAGAGGCCUAUAAGAAACUUGCCUUGGGCUACCACUUCUUAAGACACAUCAAGAAGGUGGAUUUUCAUGAUGUGAAUGUAAGGACUGUGGCAGAAAGAAAGAGAGAAGAAGAGAAGCAGAAGCACUUGGAUAAAAUCCAUAGAGAGAGAGCCAAGCAGGCAGAGAGGGAGAUGGAAGAAAUGUCUGGGGAAAUCGCAUCCUGCCUGACGGAAGUGGAGAACUGCUUUCGGCUACUGAUGCCCUUUGACCUUGGCCCAACCCCAGAAGCAGGAUUCCUGGGCAUGGCUUCUGGCCUAUCUAAGGAGGAUGUCCCUUGCUCUUCGAGCCUGGGCCCCGCUGUUCCUGGCUGGUCUGGCACCCCUGACCUUCAGGACGAGGAGCAGCCCUGCUGCAGCAGGGACCUGCCAGCCUCUGCACGCCACCCUGGAGCUGUGGUUGGGGCACAGCUACCUGAGGCAGCCACAGGGGCCCCCUCAGAAGACGAGGACAGCGACCCGGAAGAGUUUGUGCGGAGCCAUGGGCUCGGCUCACAUAAGUACUCACUGGAUGUGGAGCUCUGCUCAGAUGGCCUGAAGGUGCAGGAAAAUGAGGACAACCUUGCUGUGAUCCACGCUGCCCGCGACUCACUCAAGCUUUUGCGGAACAAGUUCUUGCCCAUCGUGUACUGCUGGGUCCAGCGGUUUUCCCGCACGGGGGUCCACAGGGAACAGCUAAAGCGCGCCAUUGACUUGAAGGCUGAGUUAGAGCUCGUACUGAGGAAGUACAAGGAACUGGACAUCGAACCUGAAGCAGGGCAGAAGGCCAGGACUGAAGCUCUGGGGGACGACGAGGAUGAGGAUGAUCAGGAUUUCGUGGAGGUUCCUGAGAAGGAGGGCUAUGAGCCCCACAUCCCUAACCACCUACGACCUGAGUAUGGGCUGGAGCCAACUCCGGAGAAAGGCUCAGCUGUACAGAGCUCACAGGCAAGGAUGAGGAUGCGGAGGGAUGAGGAGGCAUCAGACCCCACCUCUGCUGCUGCCCAGCUGCGGCGGCUCCGGGGCUACCUGCCCCCACCCUCAUCUGCCAGCCCCUCCAGGGCAAUUCUGGGGUCAGAGGAGGCCCAGAAGUUGGCGUCAGAGCGGGCCCGGGCACCCGUGGUACCCUUUGGGGUAGAUCUGUGCUUCUGGGGCCAGGAGCAGCCAACGGCCGGGAAGAUUCUCAAGGCUGACUCUCAGCACCGGUUCUGGAAGCCCUGUGAGAUAGAGGAGGAGGUGGACAAUGCCUACGUCUCCGAGAUGUUCCGGAGCCGGCACAUCCUCUUCCCAGGGAGGUUUGAACCUGUGCAGCACCAGUGUCGCGCUCCAAGGCCUGAUGGCCGGCUUUGUGAGCGCCAGGACCGCCUGAAGUGCCCCUUCCAUGGGAAGAUCAUCCCCAGAGAUGACCAAGGCAGACCCACUGACCCGGACGACCAGGCCCGGGAGCAGAGGCAGCAGUUGCAGAAGCAGGAGUGCCCAGGUUGGCAAGAUCUUGAAUUUCUGAAAGAUGUGGAACUUGCCACUGGAGAGGAUCUCGGCUCAGCCAGGCUUAGUGGAAAAGGCAAAGGGAAGAAGAAGAAGUACCCCAACCUCACCAACCUGAAGGCACAGGCCGACACUGCCCGGGCUCGUCUUGAGAAAAAAGUCUUUGCCAAGGCAGCUGUGAGGAGGGUAGUCUCAGCCAUGAACCAGAUAGACCAGAAGAAGCACGAGAAGUUCUCAAACCAGUUUAACUAUGCACUGAAUUAGAGAGCUGGCCCAGGUGUGCUGUGGUCCCCUCUGGUCAUCAGUUCCUCAUCUCCAUCUGUCCUCACACUAGGACAGGAAAGUGGGCACAGGGCAGUAUCCAUAUCUUGCCUAUUAUUGUAUGUGUUUAACAUAAGGAAAUGAUGCAUUCAAAUGUCCUGGGAGCAUGGCCUCUCUGCCUCCAUGAAGGGCCACCACCAUCUGGAUGCAUGCCUGGCCUUGAGCCUGGGGAUGUGGACAUGGGCAGUGGGCAUCUCAAAAGUUCUUGUGAGGCCUGUAUGUGUUGUGAUAUGUGGUUCAGAAGUGAUGUAAAGUACACGCAGUGCAAUGUUCAGAACAUGUUCCCCAGUCAGGAAGCCACUCAGAGGAACUCUGGGAAACCUACACUAUUAUGCAGAUACUGCUUUUAACACAGACAUCAGGGGUUUGCACUUGUGUCUCCAGCUUCAUAGGACAGUAUCCUGUUGACAGUUUCAGAUCAUA